Messenger RNA from Galendromus occidentalis (western predatory mite), 645 nucleotides. RefSeq lists its product as uncharacterized. The record is from RefSeq and is a predicted model, not a curated record. The transcript has a single exon. Lineage: Eukaryota; Metazoa; Arthropoda; Arachnida; Mesostigmata; Phytoseiidae. Gene Ontology annotation, molecular function: catalytic activity. The coding region runs from base 1 to 645 and encodes 214 amino acids.
AUGAAUUGUUUCAUAGCCGUAGAGACCCACCUGACGAACCUACAGAAGCCGCCGAAGAUUCGAGGUUUCGAGUGGAUUGGAAGCAAUAGGAGGGCCAAAGCCGGAAAACCCCCUACGGGAGGCGUUGGCAUUUUACUCAGUUCGCACUUCGACGUAGAAUGGUCGGAGUCAGGAGAAGACUGGGUUGCCACGGCUGUCAGAUGCAAUAAGAAACGUUUAAUCUUAGUAGGGGUGUACGUAGCACACCUACUAAGAGGGGCGAAUGCUAAAAUGUAUGCUGAAAUCUCCAACCUGAUCAGGUCCAAGUGCGAGAGCACGGACUGUAUUCUGAUAGGAGGAGACAUGAAUGGGCACAUCCCCCGUUUUGAUGGGAAAUCAGAUAUGCGGGGAAGGUUGCUACAGAACUUCGCAGAGGAGAACGAUCUCUUAAUUCUCAACGGCAGCGAGCGAUGCGAAGGGAGAUAUACAAGGAAGUCUGCCGUCAUUGAUUAUGUGUUGGGCAGCCCCGGAGCAGUGGAGACCGUUCAACACAUGUACAUUGACGACAAAAGACUGUUGUCAAGCAUCUCAGAUCACAACCUCAUAACAGUUAAAUGUAACAUCGGUGGUUUUAAGCAAAAACACCGUGAGACAUUUUGUCUGUAA